AUAAAAAUCCUUUGCGAUACCCUUUCCUUCAACGAGAGUUUCUCUUAAUUUGAUCUACCGGUUGAAUAUGUCUGCAAGCUCUUACCGCCUCAUUCUUCUCUUUCUCCUCUUCGCAUGUAUUCGUUUAUGUGACGCUCGUCGUCUUUCUUCUAUGGAAAAGAAACUUGAUGUGGACCAUAAUCACUUAAACAAGAAGUAUGAAGAUGAAAGCUUAAAGUCGAAAGCUUUUUCAAAAGAGAAGGCCGACGUAUCGAACCAAUCACCGAGAAACGAUCGAACCGAUAAGUUGGAUCAAUCUGAUCGGUCCAAUAACGACAAAGCUGGAGUUCAUGUCCGGAAAUCGACGAUGGACGAUAAACAAAGACGGAAACGUACUUCAAUAGACGAGACAACGUCGUAUAAAGAGGUUUCGAGAUCAUGGAAGGUGGUUCCGCAGAAGGCGAAUCGCCGUAGAGAGGAACAUCCUGGUUUCAAUCUUGAUUACAUGCAGCCCUCCAUUCACCCCCCUCACCAUAAUUAGAUAACUUCCCCUGACCAUACCGAUCGAAGUCAAACAUAUAAUGUUUUUCCACAUGUUGACUUGUGUCUGGUCCAAGAUGACACUUAAAAAACUCCUUGUUAGAGAUCUAGAUCUUAAAUUUCUAGUUUUUGGUUUCACGGAGCUUUUUUAUUUUUAUUUUUAAUUCCAUUAUACGUUAUG
Tarenaya hassleriana is the source of this 700-nucleotide messenger RNA. RefSeq lists its product as uncharacterized. Lineage: Eukaryota; Viridiplantae; Streptophyta; Magnoliopsida; Brassicales; Cleomaceae. The record is from RefSeq and is a predicted model, not a curated record. The transcript has 2 exons. The coding region runs from base 68 to 520 and encodes 150 amino acids.